CGAUAGCCACUGCUUCUCGCUUCAGUUCCUCUGCAGCUUCCUCUUCGACAUCGAUGAUUUAGAGCCGGUCUCGACGUCAUUUCUAUGAUACUGCGCGAUCGGUACGCCGUCCGACCGUCGUCGACCGUUCUACGUCCUUGACCAAGGCGGGAAUCUUGUGACGGCUUCAGUUCUUUCAAAGAUCACAUCCCAAGAUGCCCCACGCUACAGAGAACGGUGCGCUCAACGCCGAGGACGCCGAUUUCAACAAUGUUAUGCAACAGAUCAACGGGCCCUUCGGGGAGGGCGGCGUGUCUUUCGAUUUUAUGUCUCGCGAGUUAGAGCCAGGCGAGAAGGCAGACGACGCAAUCGACUACGAGGACAUCGACGAUGAUGACCUCCCCGAGGAGGAAGAAGGAGGCGCUCCUCCUGCGACGGCGAGAGAUAUCGAUAUGGCACCCCCUGGCGAGCAGGAGAAGGAGGACUGGGGAGAAGAUAUCUUUGGAAUGGAUGAAGAGGCUGGAAAGCGCGAAGAGGGCGAUGAUGAGCUGGACGAUUUAUUUGGUGAAGCCCCGUCACCAACCGCAGGGAACCAGGCCGACGAGACACGAGAUCUCUUUUUUGAGGAGGAAGAGGGUCCAUCGCUGGCAGCUGGCGAUGCUGGUGCCACCGACGCUCCGGUGGCAGAGGCUGAGGUCGAGGCAGAAGCGAUGGAAGAGGGUAGCAUUCUCGAAGGAGAAGAGCCUUCCUCACCUACUGUUGAGGACAUGGAUCCCGCUACUCUUCGAGCAUGGAAACUUCAACAGGCCUUGUUUGCUAUGUCUGCAGUCGGCCCGGAUAAUCCGCCUGCCCCUCCAGAGAACGUGGAAGAGCUGCUUGAGUCACUAUGGCCAGGGUUUGAUCGUAAAGCUCUGCCACGGUUCUUGGAACUCAUUCCUCAUAAGAAGGCUUACUUCGUCGGAAAACAGGCCCUGAAGCCCCCGAAACCAGUGCAGCCGACAAAAAUCAACCUAGAGCUUGCUCAAGACCAGGAGCGUGUAUUCAAAGCGGGAGGCCAAGUCAGCAAGCGCGCUCUCGAAUCAGAACAACUUGGCAUAAUUCCGAUCACUGUGACUGUGCAAGAGGAAGAAGAAAGUCCGAUCGAAGAGAUCGAUUUCGAGACGGAUCCGGAAGAAGUGCUCCCUGGGGGGGUUACCAUGCAGGACCUUCAUGUGAUUUGCACAGAUUGGGAGGUCAAAACGGACGUUUCUGAAAUGGAUCUCGACGAAGAGCCUGAACCGGCCAAAGACAUGGACGAAGCCGCUGAGGAGGAUGACUGGCUAUUCGAGACUACACGGCCCGCGAAGAAGCGUAAGCUGGGGAAGGAUCCAAACGAAAUCAUAGCUUUAUCACACAUCGACAUUCCGCCACUCGACGAUCCUGAGCAGAUCACAGCUGGGAUCGCCAAGAAGGUCACGAUUGAUCUGAACGAUCCCCAUCUACUCCUUGACGAGCGAGGUCCCGAGUCUGCCGUGCAGAAGCCCAAGGCUUUGGGAGCUAUCAAUCGGGAUGAAAUGGACGCCAAUGUCACCAAACGCCUGACAAAACGCUACAACAUUUCAAACGACGAGGCAUAUGACAUGCUCAAGGAGAAUCACCAGAACAAGGUGCGCAGUACGCUCGGUAAUGUAACCCUCGAGCAUAGUAUGCCCGCUUUGCGCUUGCAGUGGCCUUACUAUAAGACUGAGCUGUCUACCUCGGAGGCACGAUCCUUCCAUCGCCCAGCUUUGACCUUCCGACCUGGCCAAUCCGUCUGGUUCAAGAACCCCGCGUACAUCAAGCGGAAGCAUCAAAAAGGCAAGGAUAUCAAGACUCUUUACAACUCUACUAAAGACCUUUCAGCGGCGGACAACUCGAACGUUCUCCUGGUCGAGUAUUCCGAGGAAGUUCCAACCAUGAUGUCGAAUUUCGGAAUGGCCAAUCGCUUCAUAAACUACUACCGUCGGAAAAACAUGGAGGAUUCGUCUCGGCCAAAAGCAGAGAUCGGUGAGACGGUCGUGCUCCUGCCUCAGGAUAAGAGUCCAUUUUCCAUCUUCGGACACAUUGAUCCCGGCGAGACGACAGCAGCUAUCUCAAACUCUAUGUACCGUGCUCCAUUAUUCCACCAUCAACCUAGGUCUACGGACUUUCUGGUCAUUCGCUCCAGUACCGGUAGCGGUGGAUCCGAUUACUUCGUGAGGAAUAUCGACAAUCUCUAUCUUGCUGGCCAGCAAUUGCCGUCCACGGAUGUACCCGGACCCCAUUCUCGAAAGGUCACCACGACAGCCAAGAAUCGCCUGAAGAUGCUCACCUUCCGUCUCAUGAAAAAGUCUGGCGAUAUGAAAUUGUCGAUAUCUGACAUUACUGCUCAUUUCCCGGGUACCUCGGACAUGCAGAAUCGUCAGAGAAUGAAAGACUUUGUCCACCACGAUAAGGAGUCGAAGCAAUGGGUUCCAAAAUUCCUAGAUGCUAUACCUGACUCUGACACAAUACGCUCCUGGAUUCAACCGGAGGAUGUCUGUCUUCUGGAAUCUAUGCAGGUCGGUCAGCAACAUCUGCACGAUGCAGGUUAUGCAAACGAUGCAGAAAAGGGUGGCGACGACGAUGAAGAUGUGGAAGGCGAGAGUUUUGAACAACAGAUGGCUCCUUGGAAGACCACGCGCAACUUCCUGUUAGCCUCGCAAGGCAAGGCCAUGUUGAAGCUUCACGGUGAAGGUGACCCUACUGGCCGUGGCGAAGGUUUCAGUUUUAUCAAAACCUCGAUGAAAGGUGGCUUCAAGGCCAUUGGCGAGAGUGUCGAGGAUAAACUAGACGCACAGAGACUCAAGGAGCUGGGCGGCCACAGUUAUAACGUGGCUCGUCAGCAGAAAUCGUACGAGACUUCCAUCCGCCGUAUCUGGGAUGCCCAGAAAGCGAGCUUAUCUUCAACCGUUGAGCAUUCGGACGCCGAGAGUGACAUCGAUCAGGAAGAUGAGGAAGAUGAAUUCAGCAAGCCCACGCCAAGAUCGGAGGCUCCUACCCCAGCAGCUUUCCGCAGGGAUGAUGAAACUACCAGUCAGUUCAGUAGACUAAGCACAACCAGCCAAAAGAACAAAGUCUUGAGGAUCGUUCGCGAUUACGAAGACGAAAAUGGCAACGUCUAUCAGAAGGAGCAGUUGGUUUGGGACCCCCGGGUUAUCAGACAGUACACCCAGUACCGCUUCAAGAUGGAGGCUCUCCAGACAAAACUCGAUAAGAUCGAACCUACGGGCGACCGUGAAGUGGACGCUCGUAACAUGAAACUACUCGAAGCGGAACUUGGCAGACUCAACCGGAACAAAGAACGCCGCUUCGCUCGCGAGAAGCAGAAAGGAGUCAGCUCAAAACCAAAUGGGGAAUCUCCCAGCGAAGCCGGAACUCCCGGAGCUGGAAAGCCAGCAGGCACCCAAAGAAAGUGUGCCAACUGUGGUCAAGUCGGCCACAUCAAGACCAACAAAAAGCUCUGUCCCCUUCUCAACGGUACAAUGAAACCCGAAGAUCGAAUCAGCGGAUCCGCUUUUGCCAUGGGCUUGCCACCAGCCGUUUAACUUCCACUCCUCACUUCUUCCCCUAUCGGUUCGGCCAAAGCAAAGAACACAAGAUCGAAUCGAGUCAAACCGAUCGAAAAACCUAUUCUCCGACACAGCGAUUCCCGUCUCAGUUUUCUCCCUGGAAUUCAAAUUCAAUAAAUUUAUCUCAACCAUCAAUCAAUCACACUUCCCCGUCGAUCCUGGCUGAUUCAGCGGGGGAGGAAACAACAAAAUACCAUAUCCCGCUUAUUUUUGUACCUGUACAUACAUAUACUUUGCACGGUGAGACUUGAUUAUGCUCUUUACUUUUAGUGCUGUCUAGAUGGACAUGUGGGGAAUUUGUUCUUUUCUUUUCUUUUUUUCUUUUGCGGGAAGAAAAGCCUCAUCUCAAUAGGUACCGGUUUACGAUUCUAUUAAUUGUUGUUAUU
This is a messenger RNA of Paecilomyces variotii, 3973 nucleotides long. Its product is annotated as trimethylguanosine synthase. The transcript has 4 exons. The record is from RefSeq and is a predicted model, not a curated record. Gene Ontology annotation, cellular component: transcription factor TFIID complex. Gene Ontology annotation, biological process: RNA polymerase II preinitiation complex assembly; transcription by RNA polymerase II. Gene Ontology annotation, molecular function: TBP-class protein binding; RNA polymerase II general transcription initiation factor binding; histone acetyltransferase activity. Lineage: Eukaryota; Fungi; Ascomycota; Eurotiomycetes; Eurotiales; Thermoascaceae. Bases 195 to 3563 code for a protein of 1122 amino acids.